AUGGUGCAGAGGAAAAGACUUGAAAUGAAAAUAGCAACAAAUUACUCAAGUAAUACAACUUCCAGAGGAAUAUUGGGCUUUUAUUUUGAAAUAAAUACAKACAUUUCCUGUCCCUGACGUAAACUCUCCGUCCACCUUGACGCAGUCGGGUUUUAAAAGGACUUUGCCAUCUCUGUUGCUCUGCGCAUGUUCCCAAAAUUCAGGRGAAGAGGGGCUCUCCCUGCUCUCGGAAAUACCUGAUGCCAAAGAAUGUCUUGAAACGGGAAGCUAAAAAUAUUAUGCAAUAAAAUGUUAUCUGUCUUCUUUACAGAUAUAUUACCAUUGAUGCUUUUCUUCUGUAUUGAAUUGUCCUCGAGUUUUUUUCAAACAAUAAUCAUUUGUGUGCAGGAGGCAAAGCAGCUGCAAGAGUCACAUGUUAAAGAAUGUUAAUCCAAUCCUCAGGUGAAGGCGCGUGCAGGGAGUCUACCAGCGGCUCACAGCAGCUGCUGCUCCUCGCGGCAGUCCGGGUGAACCCGUGUCCAUGGAGACCAAUUCUCCACUUCCAAACAAAAAGUGUGAGUGCGACAGCUUUCCUCUGGUCCUCCGCGAUGAAUUCAAAAAACUCUUUAGCUUUCACGCUUGAUCUUCAACCAGGAAAAUCUGCAGAGCCCCAGACACCAGAUGGACAUAUCUCUCAGAUCCCAGGACUGUCUCCAUCUGUCAUCAGUCAUCCUGAGGAGAAGGCCCGGGGAAAAAGGGUCACCGUCCAGGAGAGUGAUUCUGACUAUGUGAAGCUUGCAAAACAAGGCGGACAUAAAGGGCUUUUGUGGCAUGAAGAAACGUCUCAUCCAAACUCAUCCAAACCUCCAAACAUGUCAUCAGGCAACACCGUCCAGCCAAGCAAGGAGGAGAAAAACCUUGGAGCCUUUCAGCCACUAGAGACCCCCUUUUGGACUGACAGUAUGAUGUCUUGGGAGAGAGGUGAUGGCAGCCGCGAUGGGAAAGAGAAGCGUGUUUGACAAGAAACCGGCACCUGUUGACAUGUCGAAGCUGUUGAGCUUUGGUUACGCAGAGGACAACAAACCAGCGCAGUGACAUGUUUCACUGGAAGACUGCCAGAAGCACAUCAUGACUCCAAGAAGAAUAGUUGCCAUUUUUUGCUUCUGACAUCAAUUUGAUACUAUUUUCUUUCCAGCUGAGCUACAUUAAGCAUUUUUACUCAAUUUUAAAUGUUAUCCCAAGUGUAAAAACACUUCACUGAAUUGAAGCUAUAGCUUUUUAUUUAUUGUGCCUGUUAGCAGUGCCUCCAUAACGACAUCUGUCAAAGAAAGAAGAAACUUGUGGUAAUGCUUUGUGUAUUUUCGGUGGUAAAUUUGAUUGAGC
This is a messenger RNA of Austrofundulus limnaeus, 1362 nucleotides long. RefSeq lists its product as uncharacterized. The record is from RefSeq and is a predicted model, not a curated record. Lineage: Eukaryota; Metazoa; Chordata; Actinopteri; Cyprinodontiformes; Rivulidae.